AAAAUGUCAUCUAUACUAAAUAAAUUUAGAAAGCAACCUCAAAAUGAUACGCCUGCAGGAAUAAAAAUAGAGAAUACCUUAUUUGGAUAGUAAAACGGAACUUAUCAACCUCCCCUAAUACCAGUUGUUUAAUUACCUCAAACUACUUAGCCAAGAUAAAAAGGAAGGCCAGGAGGAGGUUAAAAAUUAUAUUAGCUUUAGGCUGGGAUGAUGAAGAGCCAUAAUAAUAAUAACAAUAAAUAUUGUCAAGCAAGCAAACUAAUAAUCUUAAUCUAAUUAAUGAUACACCACCUAAGUAAAAUGAAAAUAAAGCGAAUAUUGAUGUACUACUGCCACCUUAAUCCUAUAAUAACAAUAUUUAAUUAAGCAGAGUGACAGAAUAUAAAAAAGGAUAACUAUUAAACUACGAAGAAUUAGAAAUUGGAGGAUUGUACUUCUAUUCUAUAUUAUUUUAGUGAAUUCGAAUUCCAUCAGGUAGAAGAAGCAACUAAAUUAGGUGGUAUUAAAUUGAAAUAAAGUGAUUCUGUUCUUAAGGAAUUUGCAAGAGCUUGCUAAACUUUAUAAGAAUAGUUGAUAGGUAGCAUACUAUUGAAUAAGCUCUAUAGUGAAGAAAAUUGGAAAGUCUAGAUUGUAAACAAUUGAUAUCUAUUCUUUAGAGAUGCAUAUAUGCGAUUCAAUUUAUAAGCUAGCAAUAUCAAAAUUAUAGAGAAUUCUUUUAAAUUAAUUAGAAUUAUCUAAAGAUUGAUACAGAUUAAUAAAUAUUAUAAUCUGCAAUUGAGUAAACUCUAUUAGAGAUUAACGGAUAACAAUCAUAAAAAUAAAAGGUAAUAUCAAUUUUAAUUCGUUAAGGAAUUUUAAUUUGAGUUUCGUGAACCACCUAAGCAAUAAUAAAAUAUAGUAUAACAAUAACCAAAUCUCAUAGAAAUAGGAAAUAAUGAAGUUUAACAAAAAUAACCAUAGCAAUAAAAGCUUGAUUUAAAAUCUCUAAAAAUAAAAUAGCCAUAAGCGCAAUAGUAGCCUUAACAAUAGUUAUAAUAAUAAUAGAAUUAAUAAAAAAAUAAACAAAUAGAUUUAUUAGAAGCAUUUAGUGAAAUAUCAAUAUAAAAUUAUGAUUAAAAUCAAAAUCAAAAUCAAAACCAAUACUAAUAAUAAUAAUAAUAAAAAUAAUAAUAAUAAUAACAGGGUAUAAGCUUUGAUGAAAUAUUAAAUACUUAAUCAUAAUCACAGCCAGGACAAUAACCACAAUAAAAAAAGAAUGCUUUUGGAUUUCUCAAAAAGGAUCAACAAUAAUAAGCUUAAUAACAGCAGCCUUAAUAAUAGAAGUAAGAAUAAACACAAUUAAACACGUUAUUGUUAUAAGACCCUCAAUAAUUAUACCAAUAAUAAGGUGUAAAUCCACGAUAGGUUUAAUAUGGGCAACCAUAGAAUUUAUAUAACGUAUAAUAAUAACCUGUGAGUGGUUAAUUGAAUUAUUCCUAAGCUUUUGCACAAUUUAACAUGUAAUAAUAAUAAUACAACAUCGUUUAACAGACCUAGUUUACAUAAGAAUAACCAAAAUAAAAAUAAUAGCCUAACCCAAAAGAUAAUGCUUUUGAUUUCCUAAAUUUCUGA
Messenger RNA from Paramecium octaurelia, 1611 nucleotides. NCBI's taxonomy places the organism in Eukaryota, Ciliophora, Oligohymenophorea, Peniculida, Parameciidae. The record is from the annotation of a GenBank genome assembly.